Durusdinium trenchii is the source of this 1437-nucleotide messenger RNA. NCBI's taxonomy places the organism in Eukaryota, Dinophyceae, Suessiales, Symbiodiniaceae. The record is from the annotation of a GenBank genome assembly.
AUCACAUCUUACAUCCGGGUGGGGUGGGGUGGGCGCCGGUCCGUCACCCACGCGGCGGCCAGGCUCAGUUCAGCGUCAGCGAAGCCAUCGGCUGUGCCCGGGCGCUUCUGGAACAGCUGGCGCCCACCAUGGCGGCGAUCAGCAAAGUCACCUACCACCGGGACGUGAAUGCGCACAACAUCCUGGCGCACCUCGAGGGCGAUCGGCCGCCCGUGAGCUUCGGCCUGGUGGACUUCGGCCUGGCGGUGGAUGCGUCCACGUGGAUGGACGUCUCCGCGGCGAACCCCUUGGGCAAGAGCGAGUGGGAGUACCUGGACGUGGGCGGCGACUGCCGCUAUUGGCCCGUCUCCGCCUGGCGGCAGUUCGAGGCGGGCUGCAAGGUUCUCUCACAGGAGGAGCCCUUGUGCACAGAGUACCAAACGCACCUCGACCUGCAGGGCUUGGGGCUCACCGCCUUGCAGCUCCUCACCAGCCUGCUGCCUGCGACCGAGGUGCCGGAGCUCAAGGGCUUGAAGGAGGCGUGGCGCGCCUACUGGGACGAUGCCUCCGCCUAUUGGGCCUCCCUGCUGGAGACCUUCCGCUCGGGCGGGGACUGGUGCACGCUGAAGCAGGACUUCAUCGCCCGGAAGGUGCACCAACUGAUGGCCACCAGGCUGGGCGCCCUGCGCUGGGCCCUGCACCGCGCGCUGGGCGCGGCGGCCGCCGCGAACCUCACAGGCGAAGACUCCUGGCCGCCGGGUUCUGCAAGCCUCUUCUGGGCCUUGCUGGCGAUGGUGAGCUGUGGCGAGCGCUUGGAGACGGGCUGGUCGGAGGUUUGCACGCGCCUGGCGCGCCACGGCUACGUGCUGCCGGAGCCGAAGAGGCAGAAGCCCCGAAAGGAGCCCAAGGCUACGCUACUGGGCUAUACCAACAAGCUGAAGUCCCUCACCGCCAAGGUGCAAGAGCUUUCGAUGGACUUCGAAAGGCUGUGGAUCAAGGGCUCCAGUCACAUGGGAGGCUUCUGCCGCCGCUGGGGGAAGCCCGGUGACGGGGCCAAGGUCCACCGGGACGUGCGUGCCCAGGCAUGGAGUACCUGGAGUCUCAAAGUCUCGGAAAAUGACCACGAGCGCCUGUUUGUGACAAAGUCUCAAUGUCCAACUUCCAAUUCACUGUUGGGAUGGGAGGAUGUUAGGAUAGGAUGGUUUGAUUCAAGUUCUCAUGAAGCUCCAACCUCCACGGAGGGCGCGGCGCGCGCCAAUCGGCCCGCCGACCGAGAUGGAGGACAAAGAAUUCUCCGCUCAUGUUGGAUGAAGUGAGGGGAGAGGUGAAACUCACACGUUCUGUGAAGUGAUCAGACUGUGGAGUGGAUCGACCACGUGUUCAGGUUGAACGCUUCUUUCUGCAGAGGGUUCAGGUUUUCACGCGUUAUACCACGUGCAUUGCAAGUUUGAGCAUCCC